UUCACUUGCUUGACUCCAGCACAAAAUAAAAAAAAAAUGGUGCAUUUAAUUUCUUGCUUUAUCCUUUUGUUGACUCUUGGAUUAACGAUUGCAUUUAGCUAUGAAAGUUACAAACAACAAAAAGCUAUUUGCCAUCUUCCAGUAAAUUAUGGAAAAUGUGGCAAGGGAGUUUUUGCCUGGUACUACGAUCCUUUGAAAAAGUCCUGCAUCCGUUUUGUUUAUGCCCUUUGUGGAGGAAACAGGAAUCGCUUCUUUUCAAAAGCAGAGUGCGAGGAACUUUGUCUCAAGGAUUGGUAACCAAUAGCUCCAUUUCAUCUCCAAUGUAAAAGCUUAAUAUAUAAACAUUUUUACAACAAAAUAAGAAACUAAUUUAUUUGUAAGCUUCAUUUUUUUUAAUUUCUUGCUAAAUACGCCAUGGAAUAAACUUAACAAAUUUACAAUGUCA
Drosophila elegans is the source of this 445-nucleotide messenger RNA. RefSeq names its product kunitz-type serine protease inhibitor microlepidin-1-like. Gene Ontology annotation, molecular function: serine-type endopeptidase inhibitor activity. The record is from RefSeq and is a predicted model, not a curated record. The transcript is spliced from 3 exons. Bases 37 to 297 code for a protein of 86 amino acids. NCBI's taxonomy places the organism in Eukaryota, Metazoa, Arthropoda, Insecta, Diptera, Drosophilidae.